AUGACAUUAUUUGGCACUUCCAAUAUAAACAACAUUGAGAUUGUCGAACAAGGAAAGAACGCAAAGAGCUAUCACUACAUCCUCGCCAACCUGGGUUUCCUUGACAUCGACCUGACGGACCUGAGGAAAGGCGGCGCCAACAUCACUGGCUUUCAGCUUGUUAACAACUCAGAGCCGAGUGUGAGCCGCAUCGUCCAGCAGUGGAUGGAGUUUGACAACAAAGACUCCAAAGUGCCCAAAACUGGACUCAAAUACAUGGGCGCACUAACUUACGACGGGGUGAAAGUCAUGUCCACGGCCUUCCAGAAUCUAAGGAGACAGAGGAUAGACAUCUCUCGUCGCGGCAACGCCGGAGAGUGUCUCGCCAACCCACCAGCCCCUUGGGGACAGGGCAUAGACAUCCAGAGAGCCUUGCAGCAGGUUCGCAUUGAUGGAUUGACGGGUCACAUCCAGUUCAACGAGAAGGGUCGCAGGACCAACUAUACUGUUAGUGUCAUGGAACUGGCCCCAUUUGGACCCAAGAAGGAGUCUCCCUACGUGAUGCUAAAAAAGAACCACGAACAGCUUACAGGGAAUGAUAAGUAUGAAGGCUACAUUGUAGAGCUAGCUGCAGAGAUAGCCAAGCAUGUGGGUUACCAGUACAAGCUGAAGAUUGUUUCCGAUGGCAAGUAUGGAGCCCGAGAUCCUGAAACAAAGAUGUGGAAUGGCAUGGUUGGAGAACUGGUGUAUGGGAAAGCGGAUCUGGCCGUCGCUCCUCUUACUAUCACCCUUGUCCGCGAGGAGGUGAUAGACUUUUCAAAGCCCUUCAUGUCUUUGGGCAUUUCCAUCAUGAUCAAGAAGCCCACCAAGUCCAAGCCUGGAGUGUUUUCCUUUCUGGACCCGCUAGCUUACGAGAUCUGGAUGUGCAUCGUGUUCGCCUACAUCGGCGUCAGCGUCGUCCUCUUCCUCGUCAGUCGCUUCAGCCCUUACGAGUGGCACGCCGAAGACUACGAGGAGGGAGCCGAGCCUCAGACUCCCACACAGGCGGCGGCCUCCAACGGGGUGCAGCCGAGCCAGACGCCGACGCAGCAGAACGCCAACCAGCAGAGCCCAGAACAGACCAACGAGUUUGGCAUUUUCAAUUCGCUUUGGUUUUCACUGGGCGCCUUCAUGCAGCAGGGUUGUGAUAUCUCACCACGGUCUCUUUCAGGUCGUAUCGUUGGUGGCGUCUGGUGGUUCUUCACCCUUAUCAUCAUCUCGUCCUAUACUGCCAACCUGGCUGCUUUCCUGACCGUGGAGAGGAUGGUGUCUCCUAUAGAGAGCGCUGAGGACCUGGCUAAGCAGACGGAGAUCGCUUAUGGGACGCUAGACGCCGGCUCCACUAAAGAGUUCUUCAGGAGGUCAAAAAUCGCCGUGUUUGAGAAGAUGUGGUCCUACAUGAAGGCAGCCGAUCCUUCCGUGUUCGUAAAAACGACAGACGAGGGAGUGAUGAGGGUCAGGAAAUCCAAAGGCAAGUACGCCUACUUGCUGGAGUCCACGAUGAACGAGUACAUAGAGCAGAGGAAGCCAUGUGACACAAUGAAGGUGGGGGGGAACCUGGACUCUAAAGGUUACGGAAUUGCAACGCCCAAAGGCUCCCCUCUAAGAAUCCCAGUAAACCUAGCGGUGUUGAAACUCAAUGAGCAAGCCACCUUAGACAAACUGAAAAACAAAUGGUGGUACGAUAAAGGCGAGUGUGGCAGCAAGGACGCCGCAAGAAAGGACAAGACGAGUGCUCUUAGCCUCAGCAACGUGGCAGGCGUCUUCUACAUCCUGAUUGGAGGCCUGGGUCUAGCCAUGCUCGUGGCACUGGUGGAGUUCUGCUACAAAUCGCGGACCGAGUCACGCCGAAUGAAGGUGUCGACCGCGCGAGCCGCGGCAGCCACAGCCGCUCAGGCCUUUCACUGCUCAGCCUUAGAAAGUGGUGCUAGCGCCCCCUACACUGAGCUGCAGGGCUACGGCCUGUACGCCAACAACACUGUUAAGAUAUAAGGGCAGAGCACAGCCAUGGGGUAGGAAACGCUGCGAUCAAACAAUGAUGAUGAUGAUGAUGAUGCGUCUUUCUCCACCCCGUCCUGCCCAUCUAACCGUGACCACGAUAGGGCCGUUCACGGCUUCCACCGCAGUGCCAACGCUGUCCUCUACCUCUCUCUACCUCUGCCGCUGCCUUGCUCAGUCUUUGUUACCGACUUUCU
Messenger RNA from Cyprinodon variegatus (sheepshead minnow), 2213 nucleotides. RefSeq names its product glutamate receptor 1-like. The transcript has 11 exons. Gene Ontology annotation, biological process: modulation of chemical synaptic transmission; synaptic transmission, glutamatergic. Gene Ontology annotation, cellular component: plasma membrane; AMPA glutamate receptor complex; dendritic spine. NCBI's taxonomy places the organism in Eukaryota, Metazoa, Chordata, Actinopteri, Cyprinodontiformes, Cyprinodontidae. The record is from RefSeq and is a predicted model, not a curated record. The coding region runs from base 1 to 2010 and encodes 669 amino acids. Gene Ontology annotation, molecular function: AMPA glutamate receptor activity; transmitter-gated monoatomic ion channel activity involved in regulation of postsynaptic membrane potential.